AUGCGAGUAGGCUGCGCUGCGAACGUGAAGACAGGCAUGCAAUAUACACAUCAAUCAUUCCGUACCCUUGCAUUGACGACAGCUCUCCCACGCGCCACCUCGGUCCACGCUUCACCACACGGCGCAAGAGCGCAACAUCACCACCCAUUCGUUUCCAAGACUGCCUGCGCCUACUGUAGAGUAGAUAGCUGCAUCACACGUUCGAUAUACGUCUACGUAGCACACUUCCUUGAAAUUCAAUACCGUUCAAAACAACACGGCGCCGAGGCGCAAAACCGCCCCAAGAAGAUGACACCGCGGUGCUCACGGCCACGGCGUGCGACAGUAAUCGGCCUCUUCGCACUCUUCGCUGGCCCCGCUCUGGCUGGACCAGAUCUCACAUCAAAACAUGAGGCUGGACGAUGCGCGAUAAGGGGACAUUGCGGCAAACAGGGCUUCUUUGGCUCAGACCUGCCCUGUCCAGACAACGGCCUCGCCACAACACCAGAAGCCGGCGUGCGCAAGAAGCUGGUGGACAUUUGCGGCCCACAGUGGGCAGACACAGACGUGUGCUGUGUUGAAGAACAACUCGAUGCGCUCAAGACGAAUCUCGACCGCGCCACACCCAUCAUCAACGCUUGUCCGGCCUGCAAAGAGAACUUCUACAACAUGUUCUGCACCUUUACAUGUUCGCCUGACCAGUCACUCUUCAUCAACGUCACACAAACCGAGCCCAAGGGCGACAAAUUUUUGGUCACCGAGCUGGAUAACUUGGUCUCAGACAAGUACGCGUCGACCUUCUACGACAGCUGCAAAGACGUCAAGUUCGGUGCGACGAAUGGCAAGGCCAUGGACUUCAUCGGCGGAGGCGCCAAAAAUUACACGCAAUUCCUAAAGUUCCUUGGAGACAAGAAGUUCCUAGGCUCGCCAUUUCAGAUCAACUUCCCUCGACCCAGCAAGAAUGCCUUCCCGGGCAUGGAAGCCAUGGACAAAGAUGCUUAUCCAUGCGACACUGACGACGAAUUGUACCGCUGCGCCUGCCUGGACUGUGGCGGAUCAUGCACCGAGCUGCCUGAAGUGCGUGAGGAGAAGAAAUGCUACGUCGGCCUCCUACCCUGUCUUUCGUUCACCGUCAUCAUCAUCUAUUCUGCCAUCAUCGGCCUUCUUUGCAUGGCCGUUACUCUUCACAUUGGUCUCAAGAAGCAUUCGCAGAACAAGAGCGAAAGGAUGCGCCUCCUGCACGACCUUGAACCAAGCGAUGAUGAGGAUGAAGGCGACAUCGUGCACAACGUGGGCAUGCUCGAUCGUCCCACCAAACAUUACUUCAUCAACACUUGGUGCGAUCGUACCUUCAGUCGCCUUGGUUACAUAUGCGCUCGCUUCCCAGUCAUCACCAUCGUCACCAGUAUCAUCGUUGUCGGGCUUAUGAGUCUGGGAUGGAUGAGAUUUGAGAUUGAAACUGACCCUGUCAACCUAUGGGUUUCACCCGAUUCGGCGGCCGCACAGGACAAGGCAUUCUUCGAUGAAAAAUUCGGACCCUUUUUCCGUGCAGAGCAAGCCUUCCUCGUCAAUGACACCAACGAGAGCUCAGGCCCUGUGCUGAGCUAUGAAACCCUUGACUGGUGGUUUGGUGUGGAAAGCCAGAUUCAACGUCUGAAGUCUUACAAGACCGGCAUAACAUUAGAUCAAGUCUGCUUCAAACCCAUUGGCGACGCAUGCGUUGUUCAGUCUGUGACAGGAUACUGGCAGGGUGACUUCGCCAACGUUGGCCCGGACAGUUGGGCCGAAGAACUCCAGGAGUGCGUUAAUAACCCUACGCAAUGUUUGCCGACAUUUCAGCAGCCACUUGAUCCCCACGUCAUCUUUGGCGGCGUCAACGAGUCAGUCUUGGACGCGAAAGCACUUGUUGUUACGUGGGUCGUCCAAAACCACCCCAAGGGUACUCCAGAAGAACAAAAGGCCAUGGACUUCGAGAACGAGCUUAAGAACUACCUGGAAUUCGUUGCCGAGGAUGCGAAGAAGAAGGGUCUGCGACUAAGCUUCAACACUGAAGUCAGUCUCGAACAAGAAUUGAACAAGAGCACGAAUACCGACGCCAAGAUUGUCGUGAUAAGUUACAUCAUCAUGUUUUUGUAUGCCUCGCUCGCGCUCGGGUCAACAACACUUACUGUGCGUUCUGUUCUCCGCAACCCGGCAAAUGCUUUGGUGCAGUCGAAAUUCAUGCUCGGCAUUGUUGGUAUCCUCAUCGUCCUGAUGUCAGUGUCGGCUUCAGUCGGACUGUUUUCCGCAGCUGGAAUUAAGGUCACUUUGAUCAUCGCAGAAGUCAUUCCUUUCUUGGUGCUGGCUGUCGGUGUCGACAACAUUUUCCUCAUCGUACAUGAGUUUGAGCGUAUCAACCUCAGCCAUCCCGAAGGUAGCAUACCGGAACGCGUUUCGCGCGCACUAGGACGGAUGGGACCUUCUAUCUUGCUCUCUGCGCUCACUGAGACGACUGCUUUUGCCCUCGGUUGCGCAGUUGGCAUGCCUGCCGUGCGCAACUUUGCUGCAUAUGCUGCUGGAGCUGUCUUCAUCAAUGCUGUUCUCCAGGUGACUAUGUUUAUCGCUGUUCUUUCCCUAAACCAACAGCGGGUUGAGCAGAACCGCGCUGACUGCUUCCCCUUUGUACGUGUUUGGCGCGCAGACCCUGGCUAUCUUAAUGGUGGUAUGGGCCAUGGUACGGGAGAGGAAGGCUCUCUUCAGAGGUUCAUCCGUAAGACUUACGCUCCUGCGCUGCUGGGCAAGAAGACGAAGGUUGGCAUCAUCACUAUUUUCUUCGGCAUCUUCACCGCCGGUCUGGCGUUGUUCCCUAGUGUACAGCUUGGUCUCGACCAACGUAUUGCUAUUCCCAGCGACUCGUACUUGAUUCCUUACUUCAAUGAUCUUUACGACUACCUUGACGUUGGUCCACCGGUGUAUUUUGUCACCAAGGAACUCAAUGUGACGCAACGCGCGCCUCAGAAGGAGCUCUGUGGACGCUUCUCCACUUGCGAUCGCGAAUCCUUAGCCAACAUCAUCGAAGCUGAACGUAAGCGACCCGAAGUAUCCCAUCUCGCUGCGUCCGCCGCCAAUUGGUUGGAUGAUUUUUUCCUCUGGCUCAAUCCCGAGAACGAGAAGUGUUGUGUUGAUCACGGUAAACCUUGCUUCGUAGAUCGUCAACCGCCCUGGAACAUGACUCUCUCCGGCAUGCCUGAAGGCGAGGAAUUCAUCCACUACCUUCAGCGCUGGAUCCAAGCCCCAACUAAUGAAGACUGUCCCCUCGGCGGCAAAGCAGCCUACUCCGAUGCUCUUGUCAUUGACGCCAAGCGCUUGACCAUUCCAGCAUCACACUUCCGUACCUCGCACACUCCCCUCCGAUCACAGAGUGAUUUCAUCUCUGCAUACACAGCGGCUCGCCGAGUGGCACGAGAGAUUUCACAAGAUGUGGAUGCGGAAGUCUUUCCAUACUCGAAAUUCUAUAUCUUCUUCGACCAAUACACAUCCAUUGUUCGUCUUGCCGGUGCCCUUAUCGGCUCUGCCCUCGCCGCCGUACUCGUCAUCACCAUGAUUCUCCUUGGUUCGCUGGCUACGGCUCUGGUCGUCACGCUUGUUGUCGGCAUGACAGUGUCUGCUAUCAUCGGCUCCAUGGCCAUUCUUGGCGUUUCUCUCAACGCUGUCUCGCUUGUCAACCUUAUCAUCUGUGUGGGCAUUAGCGUAGAGUUCACAGCGCAUAUUGCACGCGCGUUCACAUUUCCUUCACGUGCGACGAUGGAGAAGGCUCCGAGACAUCGGUUCCGCGGCAAGGAUGCAAGGGCGUGGACAGCCAUGGUGAAUGUAGCGGGGAGUGUCGUGAGUGGGAUAACGGUGACGAAGAUCUUGGGGGUCGGUGUGUUGGCGUUUACGAGGAGCAAGAUUUUUGAGGUAUAUUACUUCCGUGUCUGGUGUGCACUGAUUCUCUGGGCCUCGACACAUGCCCUCAUCUUACUGCCCGUCCUUCUCUCCAUCGUGGGCGGAAAGGGCUACGUGGAUCCGGAGAGCGAGGGCGGAUUGGAGCAGGAUUUGAGGAGUAGACAGUAUCCUGCAUUGCUGGGAGACGACGACGAAGAGUACGACAGCGAGGAUUAG
Molecule: messenger RNA, 4119 nt
Organism: Plenodomus lingam JN3
Lineage: Eukaryota; Fungi; Ascomycota; Dothideomycetes; Pleosporales; Leptosphaeriaceae
Biological process (GO): sterol transport
Cellular component (GO): membrane
Molecular function (GO): sterol binding
Source: RefSeq, a predicted model, not a curated record